AUGUGGUGUCGUAGAGCAGUGACAUCGAUUCCGAAGGCGCGGUCCAGAUUCAUCAAAUCUCGUCUUCGGGACUGCUACUCCAGUAACCGCUUCUUUUCUAGUUAUAAUGGUUUAUACGCGGUGAGGCCGUUUAUGCUAGCAGAUAUUGGCGAGGGUAUCAAGGAAUGUGAAGUUAUUCAAUGGUUUGUCGAGCCAGGUGCUACGAUUGAAGAGUUUGAUCCCAUUUGUGAGGUCCAGUCUGACAAAGCUUCAGUGGAGAUCACUUCGCGAUUCAGUGGGGUCAUCAAACAGUUACACUACGAGGUUGGUGAAAUGGCGCUUGUCGGAAAACCAUUAAUCGAUAUUGAUGUGGUUGAUGGUGACGAACCAGCUGUUGCUGCUGCUGCCUCUACUCCCACCUCAAGUGCUUCAAGUGCCAAUUCUGCUCCUGCAUCCACUGGUACUACUGGUGCUGAUACAAUAAACCCAAGUUCAGGGUUUAGCACAUCAGCACCAACUAGUAACUCACCUCAAGUAAAUACCUCGUCAGGAAACUCAGCAGCGCCUGCAUUUGUGCCCUUUGAUCCUAGUUUAGCUACAGAGACGUUGGCUACACCUGCUGUUCGAAGAAUCUGCCGAGAACUGGGCUUUUCAGUCAGCGAUAUAAAAGGAUCAGGAAAAGAUGGUCGAGUAUUAAAAGAGGAUGUGUUAAACCAUUCGAAGACUUCUGUUCAAUCAGGACAACAGCAACAACAAACUCAAGAAGGUGCUACUGCCUCAGCUAUUCCAAGCAGUAUUACUAAUACAACUUUACACCCACUGACACCUAUUCAAAAGCAAAUGUUCAAGACCAUGACCAACUCACUUACUAUCCCACACUUUUUAUACACCGAUGAAGUCGAGAUCGACCGUCUCAGUGCACUUCGUAAGAGUAUCAACGAGGAUUUGAUUAAACACCCCACCACACCUAUCAAACUCUCAUUCAUGCCUUUUUUCAUUAAAGCACUUUCUCUAGCACUAACAGAAUACCCUAUUUUGAACGCACAAGUGGUCAUUGACGAAAAAACGUCGCAGCCAGCGUUGCUGUACAGAGAAUCCCACAACAUCGGAGUGGCUAUGGACACUCCUAGCGGUCUCAUUGUCCCCAACAUCAAAAACGUCAAUAACCUCUCCAUCAUACAAAUUGGCCAAGAGCUGACUCGAUUACAGCAGCUUGGGGCCAGCGGCAAACUGACGUCUGCCGAUAUCAAAGACGGUACCAUCACGCUCUCCAACAUUGGCACUGUAGGUGGAACCUAUGUCGCACCUGUCAUUGUCGGCAGCGAGGUUGCAAUUGGAGGACUUGGCAAGUCACACGUAGUUCCACGCUACGACGCAAAACAAAACCUGGUGCCACGGACCAUCAUCAACUCGAGCUGGAGCGGGGACCACCGGGUCAUCGACGGAGUCACCAUGGCUCGCAUGGUGGCCCGCUGGAAAGCGUACGUCGAGCAUCCCGAGAAAAUGCUCGUGUCUCUAAAAUAA
Molecule: messenger RNA, 1503 nt
Organism: Sugiyamaella lignohabitans
Lineage: Eukaryota; Fungi; Ascomycota; Dipodascomycetes; Dipodascales; Trichomonascaceae
Gene: KGD2
Product: alpha-ketoglutarate dehydrogenase KGD2
Exons: 1
Coding region: 1-1503 (500 amino acids)
Cellular component (GO): mitochondrion; cytoplasm
Molecular function (GO): acetyltransferase activity; lipoic acid binding
Source: RefSeq, a predicted model, not a curated record